Molecule: messenger RNA, 201 nt
Organism: Emiliania huxleyi CCMP1516
Lineage: Eukaryota; Haptophyta; Isochrysidales; Noelaerhabdaceae
Exons: 2
Molecular function (GO): acid phosphatase activity
Source: RefSeq, a predicted model, not a curated record
UCGCCGCAGCAUGAGUGGCUCACGCGCGACCUUGCUUCGGUCGACCGCCGCCGCACGCCUUGGCUGAUCGCAGUGCUGCACACGCCGUGGCGCGCCUCUCAUGAUAUCUCCCCAUAUCUCCCCGGCGCGAGGAUGCGAGAGGACCUCGAGCCCCUCCUCCUCGCCGCGGGAACAGACCUCGUCCUCAACGGCCGCGCGCAC